Messenger RNA from Actinia tenebrosa (Australian red waratah sea anemone), 1405 nucleotides. RefSeq names its product isocitrate dehydrogenase [NAD] subunit alpha, mitochondrial. Gene Ontology annotation, molecular function: magnesium ion binding; isocitrate dehydrogenase (NAD+) activity; NAD binding. Gene Ontology annotation, biological process: tricarboxylic acid cycle; isocitrate metabolic process. The record is from RefSeq and is a predicted model, not a curated record. Gene Ontology annotation, cellular component: mitochondrion. NCBI's taxonomy places the organism in Eukaryota, Metazoa, Cnidaria, Anthozoa, Actiniaria, Actiniidae.
UGGUUUCUAGUUCUCUUUGCGUCAAUUCAAGAUGGCGGCGGUGAGCAUGAGGCAGAGUGUUGUCAGAUAUCUUGGUAUUCUUUCUACUCGUAAUCCCAAACAAAAUUUAGUAAAAUCUUUGAUGACUAAAAAUAUUCAAAGACCUUCAGGACAAAGGCUCUUUUCAUCAGAGGUGAGGACCGUCACUUUGAUAYCUGGUGAUGGCAUUGGACCUGAAAUAUCAGAGGCUGUUAAAAAAGUGUUUGAAGCAGCAGAGGCUCCAGUGAGAUGGGAAGAAGUCAGUGUCACUCCAGUCAUUCUUCCUGAUGGUAGCACAACUGUUCCUCCUGCAGCUAUCAAUUCUAUGAACAAGAAUAAAGUGGGUCUUAAAGGUCCUCUGGAAACCAAGAUUGGAAAAGGACAUGUUUCCUUAAAUUUAACCUUAAGGAAAACAUUUAAUCUGUAUGCCAAUGUAAGGCCCUGCCGUUCAAUAGAAGGAUAUCCUACUGCAUAUAAUGACGUCGAUCUUGUUACGAUAAGAGAGAACACAGAGGGAGAGUACAGUGGAAUUGAACAUGUAGUUGUAGAAGGAGUGGUGCAAAGCAUAAAACUUAUAACCAGGAAGGCAUCAAUGAGAGUUGCAGAGUUUGCUUUUAGUUUUGCCAAGUCCAACAAACGAGCUUCUGUAACUGCUGUACACAAGGCCAAUAUCAUGCGCAGAUCAGAUGGAUUAUUCUUGCAGUGUUGUCGUGAGGUUGCGGAACGUAACAAGGACAUUCGGUACAAUGAGAUGUACUUGGAUACAACUUGUCUUAAUAUGGUAAAAGAUCCCAGUCAGUUUGAUGUCUUGGUGAUGCCAAACCUUUAUGGAGAUAUUCUCAGUGAUCUGUGUGCUGGCUUGGUUGGAGGUCUAGGUGUUACCCCUAGUGGCAACAUUGGAGCCGAUAAUGUAGCCAUUUUUGAAUCGGUACAUGGUACAGCCCCUGACAUAGCAGGCCAGGAUAAWGCUAAUCCAACUGCACUGCUGUUGAGUGCUGUGAUGAUGUUAAGACAUAUGAAUCUCAACCAACAUGCAGAUCGUGUAGAAAGGGCUGUCCUUGAAACCAUUAAAGAAGGAAAGAUGAUCACUGGGGAUUUAGGAGGCAAGGCCAGCUGCUCACAGUUUACUGAGGCUAUUUGUCAGCAUCUUCAAUAAUGUUUUAAUCUUUUAAUCAGCUGUUUUAUUAAUAUCUUCUGAUGGUAGUAACCCAAAAUGUGACCUUUCUUCUUAUGGGUUUAUUAUUCAUGUUAAUACAAUGUGUAGUUCAAAAAAUUAUCCAUACCCCCCUCACAGAGGAAUUUUUUUAAGACACCCCCUACCCCUGGAAAUUCCAAUUUUCUUCCAUACAAACUCUGUAAUUUUUGUUCUUUCUCUGACCCCCUACUC